GCCGCCAGCAGAAAAAUAAAUUCGGCGGCAGUUGCGAGCAGACACAGCAGCAGUGAACGUUUCUUCGCUCGCUCGCAGUGCAGUCGUGUCUGACACAGGAAGACAGAAGCGUGCGUGCGUGAGUGUCGGUGUUGUUGAAGGGUACACAGCGUUGCAAAAGGUUGCACACACUGCAAGCAGAGUGUGUGUGUGCGUGUGUUUGUGUGUACGUGAGAGUGAGUGACAACAGCAGGUUGGUUUGGAGGAGGUGACAAGCAAGGACAGCAAGAACAGCCGACCAUGUGGCGGUUUUCCGUUGAGUUUGACAUGAUGCUCGCCGUCGUGCAGAGCGGCACUGAUGCACAGAUCAUGUCCGAUGACUUCAAGGCCCGCGCUCGCGAUUUCGCCAGAGAAGUGCAAGCACUUGGCGCCAAGGAUGCCCGCGCGUUUUACCUGCGCCCGCAGGACGCAACAGUGCGGCAACAGCUGGAAAGCGGCACAGACCGACGUGUUCCGCUCUUUCCGGAUGACGACCGUGCAACCGCACCGCACGUGUCGCAAGAGGUCGUGGAGCAGGCGAUUGUCCUCUCCGACCUCCUUGGGCUGCACGAGCAGACUUGCUGCGGCCUCGUGCUGGAGGCUGUAUCGCCACACACGGUGCCGCUGGCCAUGCACACGGCUGACACCACAACCAAGGCCAUGUACCUCUACUUCCAGGCGUGCCAGACCCUGUCUCGCUGCUUCUGCAUCCUCGCCGACGAAGCUGCAAGCACCACCGAGACGUCCCUCUCGGGGUUUGCGCGGGAAUGGUUUGACAAGGAGGUCACAAACCCCCUGGAGAUUGCCAUGACGUGUGUGCGCAACUGCGACGCGCAGGAAGACUGGAGGACCGUGCAGCGCUGUAUUGGUGCGCUUCCUGACGCCAAGGCAUCCUCCCAAGCGCCGAUGGACGUCAUCACGGCGCACAUGGAGCACGUUGUGUUUGAGCGCGAGGUCGAAUACGCAGACAUGCUCCUCACCAUCGUUGCCAACGCCAGCCUCGUCCCGCAAUCACAAGAGUCGUCGCUGCUGGAGAUCAGCCCGCUGCAGGUCGCCCUCCUCGUACAGCUGCUGCGGGAUGUGUCGGCACUGGACAAGGGCCCGCUGGACAAGCCAAAGUCGGCCGUGUGCAGUCUCAUUGCCAUCGUCCUCUGCGCAUUCCAGAAGCACCGCGAGUUUCAGCUGCGCGUGCUUGAUGUUGCACCGCAGUACACGGCCGACACCGCCCGCGAAAAUCCGCUGCUGCUGCCCGGGCCAGACGGACACAACGCAAUCGACACGGAGCUGUCACAGCCGUGGGGUGGCAGUGUGCUUGUGUGGCGGCUGGUGCGCAUCGCGUAUGGCCUCAUGGUCGACGACAACGAGACGAUCGAGCUUGCUCGCGACCCCUCCCACACCAUGGCCGCAGGCGCCACAACCAGAGGCGUGUUUGACUUUCUUCGCUGCGUGCUGGAGAACCGCGUGUUUGCGCGCGUGUCGCCCAUGAGCGCAUACAAAUCAGACAUCUUCCAGAUGUUCUUUGAAUGGCUGAUUGAAGACAACCAGCGGAUCACGCACUGGCGGACGAUGGCGGACGACUACUACCAGGAGCACGCGAGCCAGCGGCUGCAGGAGGAGAUGCUGCAGGGCUACGACCGCCACCACAACAGCUUGUUCACGGACGACUUUCAGCACCUCAUGCAGGCCGCCACCGCCCUCUUCAGGCUGCCGAGCUUGAGCGAGGACCGCGUCAACCCGUCAAACUGGGAGUCGUUCCUCAAAACAGCCGGCACAGCUCACAUCUCAAACUACCAAGCCUUCCUCGACCUUCUGCAUGCCUUUGUUAUUGGAUUUGACACGGCAUCCACCGUCUUCAACCUCUUCAGCAUUGCGUUCACCAAGCAAAACGAGGUGUUUACGUGGCGGAAUCUGCUUGAUGCAAUCAAGGGCUACGUCGACGAGCUCACGCAGGGAAACACAGCGUUGAAUGCAGACAUUGAGACGCAGAAGAUGCUCAUCGCCUACUUUGACAUCCUCGGUGCUGUGGCUGAGCACGUGCACAAGCACCACAACGGCGCAACGUUUGCCUUUGAUGGGGAGUUUCUGGAUUGGCUGCUGCAGCUGUUCCUGUGCCCCGUGACGAGCGAGAUCAAAGGCGCCGUGUGCCGCGCCCUCGCUGGCCUGUGUCACUCCAAAGACGCUGCGCAAUACGUCUGGACCAGGCUCUGCGAAGAAGAGGGCAUGCUCGAGAUGGCAAGCCUCGCAGAGGCGCGGGUUCGAGAUGAUGUUGGCCUGGCUCGCGACUUUAUGAACGAGCGCAGCGCGCGUGUGUACGACGAAACACGCGGUUUCCUCGACCUCCUCACUGUCCUCUUGCCUUCCUUCGAGACUGCACGGCUUGAUCCCAGCCUGCUGCUUCAGAAGGUUGACGCGUUUAUGUCGCUGGUUGUGGACAACGUCUUUGCAAACGUGCUGCAGCAGAGCUACGUUGACGCCACCGCCAAGUGGCAGCUGGCUGAGACUCUCGUCGUCUUCAUCCGCCGUGUUCUCUGCGAGUACUAUCCCGCCACCACGGACUUCAUUGACGAUCGCGCGCGAGAGCUUACACAGCAGCCGCAGCCGCAGCAGCCCCCGCUGCGCCACGCCGGCCGCUUCCUGCUGCGUCGCCUGUCUGAUGAUGAGCACACGUUGCGCACCAUCAAGGACGUUGUGAGGCUGGCCGCCAACAACCACAAGUACGCGCUUGACUCCAAGGCCCGCACGCACUUUAUGAACUGCGUCGAGCCGUGCAUGGAUGUGCUCGAGAUGACGUUUGUUCGCCAGCGUGCGAUGGAGCCGUAUGCGCCCGUGCUGCAGCCGCUGGCGUCGCAGCUGCUCGACCUCGUUGGUGACGUCAGCACGCUCCUCAGCAGGGAUUUUGAAGAGAAAUACGCUCUGAAGGCCAUCACGCUGCUGUGGCACGUCCUGCGGUCGCCGCGCCGCUCGCACGACUUUGGGUCCAUUUUCCGUCGCCUGGGCGGCUUCCACCUGCAGACGAUCAUCGACAGCCUGCAGCUGCGGCUACACGAUGUGCGGCCAACCGUCAACGCCGUGCCCACUGGCGAGGAGCACUUUGAUGUGCACGGCCAGGUGCACUCCACCUUCACCAACGCCGUGGCGACCAGCAUCCUGCACCUUCUGCACCAUCUUCUGCAAUCGAGCCAGAAGAACGUCGCCUUUCUCCUCCUUGGCCUUUCCAGCGUCGUGGACGGUACUCAGCGCCGCAUCCGCCCGCCUGGCCCUGGGGAGCCGAGCAACUGUCUGUACUCGCUCGUGUACCUGCUCGACCCAAAGCAGUCACCUCCGCUCGUGCAGUGCAACCCAGAGUGCGCCGAGCUGGCUGCACAGAUCUUGUAUGUGCUGUGUUGGUUCCCCCAGACGUCGCAGCCUGUGAUGGCCUAUCUGCGCGACAGUGAGGACUUUUUCAGCAACCACAUGCGCGCCCUCGCUGCGCGCGCGACGGGCAGCCUGACCCCAACGCAGGUGGCCGCCCAGCACCACUACACGGCGUGGGUGCUGAAGAUGCUUGCGCUCGAGCUGUACUCGCCCUCCAAGGGCGGCAGCGGCGAGUCGCAGUCGGGCCUGGUUGAGGCCAUGCUCGAGCUCGACUCGCCACGGUUUGACAGCGCGGGGCGCGGGGCGCGGCGGCGGCUGCUGCAGCUGCUGGACCAGAUUUCCCUCGAGUCUGACCCCGUCGCAGCACCGGACCUGCACGUGCUUGACAUUGGGCUUGUCAACGCGGCCUUCAAGCGGUGCACGGGCCCGCGCAUGGGCCGCGAGGGUGCGCAGUACUGCCGGAUCGGGGAUAUGAUUGACGCCAUUCGAAGCAGCAUCGACCAGGUGCACGACGAGGCGGCGGUUGAGGCCGAGCUGGCGCAGGUGGCGCGCAUUGCCGAGCAGAGCAACACCAACAGCGAGCUGCGGGCGGCAAAGGCACACCUCCUUCGCGCGUGGCACCGCGCCGUGGAGGUUGCGCUCAUCAAGUACCCGUACCAGACAAGCCCGACCAACCGCGUGCACACGGUGUCGCACAUGCUGUCUGAGGUGCUGAACAGGCUGCCGGAGAACCCGGACCAACAGCAGCGGCUGGAGCCCGAGCUGCUCACCGUCGUGUCGGACAUUCUGGUGACGAUGAUGUCCAUCCUGGUGGACGCGACGCUCAUGCUCUCGCGCGAGCAGGCGCGGGCCGCCCUCUCCACCAGCGUUCUCCGCCGCAUCCUCGACGGCAUUGUCUUUGGUAUUCUCUUCAGGGACAGCACGACGCGCAUGCGGCUCAACCAGUACGGCGCCCUGCUCUUCUACCUACGCAUUGCCCGGGAGACGGGCGACCCGACAUACAGCGAGCGCCUGCGUGCGCCGCAACGCCGCUUCCUGGAGACGGUGGUGCAGGACGCCAGCGACUCGAGUGGGUUUACGUCAGUGCUCGCCACCUCCGCGCUCAAGGAGGUUUUGCGCGUGUGCCGCCAGCACUCUGCGGUGUGGCUGACGUACUUUGGGCGAUUCGGGCACCUGAACGGGUUUGUUGCGCAGCUGCAGGACACGGACGAUGCUCUCAUGCGCGCAAUGACGUCCACGGAUGAACGGUCCCUCCUUGUCAUCCAGGAACAUCUUGCCCGCCUGGGCUUCCUGCUGGAGGUGUCACACAGGUCCUCGGGCCCAACGCUGCUGUUCACCACAGACUUGCUUCGCGUGUUGGAGCAGGCGCGCUUCAUUGACGCUCGGCCCAUGGCAGAGGACGUCCACAGCACGCGUCCCAUGCACUCCACAGCGCUGCUGGACGAGCACACCUCGCGGCUGCAGCGCCAUCGCAGCAUCGUCAUCCCCGUCAUCCAGCUCGUCGUCAGCCUCCUACAGAAGUGCAAGCAACAGGAUACCAAGGUUGUGAGCCACAUCAUCACGUUUGUGCAGCGCCACCUUGGCCAGUACUUCCGCCCCGUUUUGAAGGACCGGGUUGGUGUGAUUGAUGUGCAAUCGCUUGAAGAGUUGUGUGUUGUCACCUCCAUGUUCCGGCUGCUCUCUCGCUACGGAACCACGCUGCGCACAGCCCUUGGCGCAAACGACCUCAGGGUUCAGCACCAGAUGGUGUCGCUCGCGGUUAAGUACUCCAAGCCAGGGGCGUGGCGGUCCACCCAGCACUGCUCGCAACUGGAGAAGCGCACCAUGGAGACAUAUGUCAACCAAAUUGUCUUCAAUGCGCUCUCAUACAUGCGCACGCGGAUGGAUGAAGACUGUGCUCGCACAUACACGCGCAGCAACAUCAACUUGGUCCUGUAUCCCAGCAUCACACAGACGGUUGAGGACAAGCCAACUCUCCACAUUCUUGUCGUGCACAUGGAACAAGCCAACGAAACACGCAGGGCUGCCGUGCAAGCGAUUGAGAGCCACGAGGACAGUUUGCGCCGCGUGGAGGAGCUGAGUCGGGAAACGCUGCUGGAGCUCGAUGUUGACCCGGAUGUUUCCCGCGAAGAGCAGCAGCAGCAAGCACGGACCACACUCGCUGCCCUGAUUACGGAAGCGAAGCGAACGAAAGCGCUUGCGUUUAUGAUUCUGGAAACGUCUCUGUACAUUCUGUGGCGGCACUUGGAGGUGUACCUGCAGUACAACACCCUGCUCAAGGGAAGCGCCGUGUCGCAGCAACCAACAGCCAAGGGACCCCGCCGUCUUCGAGCUGGGCUGUUUGGUCAGCCUGUUGAGCGCCAGUCCUUCAUGGACGACAUGGCCACGGAUGAAGAGGAGCUCCCUGUUGGCCUUCAUCUCGAGGCCAUCAGCGCGGAUGAAAUUUCGACGCUGAGGCGCGAAGUGGAUGCAUCACGCACGCUCUCCGUCAAGCAAGGCAGCCUCUUGCACAACCUCGUCGAGGAGGAGGCCGCGCGUGCUGCAUCGCAAAGUGGGGCGGAGCGCAUGGCCAGCAGGGGGAUGCUGGAUCCCAUUGUCAAGCGCAUGAAGCGCCUUCGCGUCAUGCUGCAGUCUUCCAACAACUAGUUGUCGCCUGACACCACCGAUACUGCGUUUGACGUUGUGUUGUGUUUGUUGUGUUGUGCUUGAUUGGACUUGUGCUGCUUGUGCGCCGCGCACAGUGAUGUGGCGUGGUGUUGUGGAUUGACUGCACUGAGUUGACUGGCGUUGCUAGAGGUUGCUGUUUGUUGAUGGUGUAUUUUGCUUGUUGUGGACUUGUGUUGAAAAGGGCAAUGACUGGGGUGAAAAGCAAACAGUAAAACCAAGCCCGUUGA
This is a messenger RNA of Salpingoeca rosetta, 6266 nucleotides long. RefSeq lists its product as uncharacterized. Gene Ontology annotation, molecular function: structural constituent of nuclear pore. Gene Ontology annotation, cellular component: nuclear pore inner ring; nuclear pore. The transcript is spliced from 35 exons. Gene Ontology annotation, biological process: nuclear pore organization. The record is from RefSeq and is a predicted model, not a curated record. Lineage: Eukaryota; Choanoflagellata; Craspedida; Salpingoecidae. Bases 280 to 6018 code for a protein of 1912 amino acids.